This is a messenger RNA of Anolis carolinensis (green anole), 5643 nucleotides long. It is a transcript of the gene mrps23, whose product is annotated as mitochondrial ribosomal protein S23. The transcript has 5 exons. The coding region runs from base 114 to 677 and encodes 187 amino acids. Gene Ontology annotation, biological process: translation. The record is from RefSeq and is a predicted model, not a curated record. Lineage: Eukaryota; Metazoa; Chordata; Lepidosauria; Squamata; Anolidae. Gene Ontology annotation, cellular component: ribosome; mitochondrion. Gene Ontology annotation, molecular function: structural constituent of ribosome.
CUUUGCCACAUUCGCUCGCCUUGGCCGGGCCUCUCGCGAGGUUUCGCGCUUCCGCUUCCGGGUUUGCCGCAGUUGCUAGGGGCGGUUGCUAAGAGAGGCCUAGCGGAAGCGCCAUGGCGGGGAGCCGGUUGGAAAAGCUGGGGACCGUCUUCAGCCGGACGCGGGACUUGCUGCGCUCGGGGGUGAUUCCUGAAGCCAAGAAGCCCAUCUGGUACGACGUUUAUGCUGCCUUUCCUCCUCUGAGGGAACCUCUCUAUCGGAACCCUUGUCCCCGCUACACCAAAAAGGAAGACCUCGUGCCUCCCAUCUUGUAUCCUGAGGAUAAUAUUCGGGCGAAAUUUUACCAAGUUUAUGGAAAUGGCCCCAAACCUUUUGAGCUCUCCAGAUUAAACUUCAAAUCUGCUUGCCAAAGGUUUGUUGAGAAAUACAACGAAUUGCAAAAGCAAGGUGAAAUGGACGAUGACAGGCUCUUUGAAGAAACAGGAAAGGCCCUCUUGGCAGAGGGGUUGGUGCUACGGAGAAAAGCAACGGGGAAUGUAACCCCUGAGGCCAAGCCCAGGGACCCGAUGCUGGAAGCGAGACUUCAAAGUGUGUUGCACGAAAUGCAAGACAGCCCAGAAGAGCAGAAGCCUGAGACCGCGGAGGAAGUGCCAAAGGAAGGCCCCUUGCCAUCCUAAGGCCUCUUCAUUUCUCAGCCUUGAUUUUAAAAUGGUGUUAGGUGCUGCCGGCUACAUGGUCUGUGACAUAUGUGGCAUGCUGCACUGAGAGAUACCUGCAAGAAACACGGCUGGUGAUGUUAGUCCCACUUCGCAUUCCCCACUGCUAUGAACAUUGUGAUGUGCCUUGGCUUCCAGAGUGGAAGAAUGUAGGGUGGCUUACAUGGAUUCUGUCAUUAAACCAUGGAUUCAGUCAAUCAAUACAAUGGUGGAGGUGUUGAAUGGCUUGUGGUCACUGAGCCCCAUCGAAAAAAAAAUCAUUGGGGUUUCUCAUAAAUUUGUAAGUGUUGUCGAAGGCUUUCAUGACCAGAAUCACUGGAUUGCUGUGUGUUUUCUGGGCUGUAUGGCCAUGUUCCAGGAGUAUUCUCUCCUGAUGUUUCGCCCACAUCUAUGGCAGGCAUCCUCAGAGGUUGUGAGAUCUGUUGGAAACUAGGCAAGUGGGGUUUAUAUAUCUGUGGAAUUAUCAGGGUAGGAAAAAGUUUCCAACAGACCUCACAACCUCUAAGGAUGCACAAAUUUGUCAGGGCACCCAAUUUUUUGGAAGUUAGUCCAUAGAGCACUGUGAUUCACUGUGUCGAAUGCCUUUGCAAGGUCAAUGAAUGCCAUGUACAGAGGUUGAUUUUGUUCCCUGCAUUUUUCUUGUAGCUGUUGUGUAGUAAAGAUCAUGUCCACUGUUCCCCUGGAGGGGCGGAAGCCGUUCUGGGAUUUUGGGAGGGUGUCUUCAGAAACAGGUAGAAGGUGGUUUGCAAGGAUUCUUGCAAGGAUUUUCCCAGCGGAGGUUAGAAAGGAGAUACCGUGAUAGUUUCCACAAUCUGUUCUAUCCCCUUUCUUGAAAAGGGUAAUGAUGCAUGGCAUCCUUGAAGUCUGCUGGGAUUUCCUCGGUCAUCCACACUUUUUCAAUGAGCUCGUGGAGUUGUUGUAUCAGCUCAGGCCCACCCUCUUUGAAGAUUUCAGCAGGGAUCCCAUCAGGUUAUUUUUUGUUGGCUGAUGGCAUUGCUGACUUCUUCCAAACUAGGCAGUGCUGCAAGCUCAUCCCUGGUUUGUUAUUGCGGAAUUUGUGAGAGGCCCUCUUCGGCCACUUUGGAGCUGCGAUUCAGGAGGUUCUGGUAGUGCUCUUUCCAAUGUAGUGCAAUUGAUCUUUUGUCCUUCAGAAGUUUCGUUCCAUCUGAUGAGCGUAGAGGGUAUAUGCCAUAAGGAUGCCUGCCAUAGAUGUGGGCGAAAUGUCAGGAGAGAACGCUUCUGGAACAUGGCCAUACAGCCCAUUAUUAUUAUUAUUAUUAUCCUUGUAUUUUUAUCCUUGUAUUGUUGUUUUAAUUGAUUGGCUUUAACUGUUAUAAUACUCUUGUUUCAUGUUGUAUUACUGUUUUAUUUUUUUAUAUUGUAUUAUGUUGCUGUUUAUUUUGUCCCUAUGUUGUUUGGGCCUCUGCCCCAUGUAAGCCAUCCCGAGUCCCCGCAGGGAGAUGGUGGCGGGGUAUAAAGUUUCAUUAUUUAUUUAUUUAUUUGCGACAUUUAUAUCCUGCCCUUCUCACCCCGAAGGGGACUCAGGGCGGUUUGCAAGUAUAUAUACAUACAAUAUAUUAUAUUAUUAUAUAUUAUUACUAGCUGUGCCCGGCCACGCGUUGCUGUGGCGUUGUCUGGUGGUGUUGGUGAGAAAUUGUUGAGGUAGUGGUGGUAUUGAAUGUCUGUUGUAUGGUUGUCUUUAUGUUUAGUAUGCACACUGAAGUGCAUUAUAUGGCAGUGUGGAGUCAAGAUAAUCCAGUUCAAAGCAGAUAAUAUAAGAUUCUAAAUGGGUUGUAUAGCUGUGUGGAAGGGCCAUAUAAUCCAGUUAAAAUCUGAUAAUCUGUGGAAGAGGCCUAAGUGAGGCCUAACUGUGCCUGUCUCCUGGACUGAGUAGGUUGCUAGGAGACCAAGUGGGCGGAGCUUAGCCUUCAAACUGGCAGCAAUUGGAUAAAAACUAUUAUUCCUCUCCCUCUAAUUAGGACUUUAUUUUUCUUUUCUUUUUUGUUGUAUCAACCUAGAGGCAUGGAUGAGGGGUUGUGCUGUCAAUUUUCGAGGUUGGGGGGUGUUUAGUUUUGUUGUUUUGUGGGUCACCAGGAUUCCAUCACUCUUUUAUAUAUAUAGAUAACAGUUAAAGCCAAUCAAUUAAAACAAUACAAGGAUAAAAAUUUGCAUUUAAAACACAUAAAUGGUAGUCAUAAUAAUACAGGAUAGAUUAUUAAAAGCCAUCUAGGGCUGAUUAGUUAAUGACUGUCUCACCGAAGUCCUGCAGAAACAUCCAAGUCUUCAGUUGUUUCCUGAAGGAAGAUAGAGAGGGAGCUGUUGUUGUUGUUGUUAUGUUAUUAUUAUUUAUAGGACACUUUUAUUUCUUGAUUGAGACCCAGAACAACUCACAGUCAUCUUUAUUUAAUAGACAUGUCCAAAACAUCGUUUUGAAUCGUAUAUCGGAAUUAUUUCGGAUUGUUCUCGCUUUUUGAUACGCAUUCCGAGACAUUGUCUCACAGCGUAACAAGCAAUGUAAUUCGAACCAUUGUUGGCCCAUUCUCUAAUUGUCUCUUAAUGUUUUGUUAUUCCCCCCCCCCCAAUUUUUUUUUACAUAUUUUUAAAAAUAUUUUUUUAAAAAUUUUUGUGUCUGCAACCUACCUUGAAUGGGAGCUUAGCUCAGCCUAACAAGGUUCUUUCUCUUAGCAAGGGAAUUUCUAGUUUUCAAAGUAUCUUUGCACUCCUUGCCACGGCAUUGCUUGGUGUGGUGGUCACUGGUCCAUUUCUAAUUGAAGGCAUUGGGUUGCGGCUUGUGGGAUUACAUAGCCAGAGACACCAUUGAUUUUCAGUGUCCUUCUUGCUUACAAAUAUAGCAAGGGAAUUUCUAGUUUUCAAAAUAUCUUUGCACAACUUGCAAGGGCAUUGCAAAUUUGAUGAGGAUAGCUCAAGAAAUGAGGGCGGGAGAGCCCUGUAAAAGUCCCCCCCCCUUUGGGUUCCUUUUUUUUUUUUUUUGGUGAUUGUGCAUGCGCGUCCGCCAUUUUAGAAAAAUUUAGAAUCAUUACGAAUUUUCGGAAAUAUCCGAAAUUUUUGGGUGAAAAAAUCGGAAAUACUUUCUAUCUCGAAGCGCCAGCGCCCCCUACUUUAGAAACGAGAAUUGAAACAUUUUUUUCAUCGAUCGGCCAUGCCUAUUAUUUAAAUGUGACCCCCAGGUGGAGUCAUUAAAAGGGCGUUCUUUGUAUUUAUGUUUUCGGUUGCCAAAAGUGCUGUAAAUAAGCUUGCUUUCAAAUGGAAGCUGACUUGGAGCAAAAGCCCCAAGGAAGUUGGCUUGGCGGAGACUGGAGCCCUCAUCUUGGACUCUGAAGCCAUUGGGUCUGCUGCCAGUGGAGGGAGAGAUUGGCAGGGGGCUGUUUUGAGGUAGCCGAUAAUGUGGUCCAAUUAACUGGAAAGAUUUGAACUGCACAAGUGAGCAGCUAGGCUAAAUGAGCUGGCAGGGUUCAGGCUUUGCUGAUGAUGAGGGAGGUUUGUUGGCUCUGCUGUAGUGAUGAGAGACCGGGGGGGGGGGGGGAUGACUGACUCCCCUUAUCCCUCCCGUACUUUAAUUUCAGAGUUAGAAAUAGCUUUUGGAAUCCAAGUUGCUUGUUGGCUGACCUCAGUCCCAAAGAACACAUUUGUGGAAUAGCAGCCACCAGGCAGGCUUGGUCUUUGUUUUUUCCAGUGGUUAGUGCUUUUCAAUACACUACAGUGUCCUCACUUUAAAAUGGAACCAGAGCCCAGAAGGACAGCUCCGCGUGUUUCAUCCUCCUUCUCCCUUGGACAAGAGCUUUGUAGUCAGGGUUCAGUCGUUUCAGUGUGACCUUCCUUCCAGGAGCUGGAGUAUUUUAAUUAAAAGGUUGCCAGCAAACUCCCUCCUAGGGUGACCUAUUUACUUAUUUAUCAUGCUUUUACCUUCCAGCAGUUAGCAAAAGGUCGCAGGCUUCAGACUUAAAAUUGUGUGUGUGUGUGUGUGUUUAAAAUACUCUUUAGUAUGGGAAAAUAUUCUAACCUUGGAUGGAUGUGUUUUUAACACACAUAACAUCCCCCGCCGAUAUUGAUUUGUGACUUUUAGGACACAUGCACAGAGAGUGUAUGUUUCUCAUCUCUGCAAAAAAAAAAAAAAAAACCAACCAAAACUGUUUAGUGAUUAUGGCCAAUAAUGAGAUAUCGAUUGUUUUGCAAAUGUCACCGGUGGAAGGGCAGAAGUGCUGGCAACUGGUAGUGCUAAUUCUUCUUUUGUCCACUUGGGGGGACUGUUGGAUUUUUCUUCGUAUUUUUGAUCUCUCUUAGGCAGACACAUAUUUUUAUUCCAGGUAGCAAAGCCUUUCAGAUUUCCAGGACUAGUCGUUGUUUGAAGCUCUUUGGAUGCAGACACAGUUCAAUUUUAAAGAAGUCUGAUAAAUUCAGCUAGGUUAAGGAUGAUAGUUCUUCCUAACAUGAUGAGCUUCUGCUGUCCUUGUUUUGUCCCUGGACUGCAGGAAUCUGAGGUGGUAGUAUAGUGUGAAUACCAUCUGGCCAUGUUCGAGAAGCAUUCUCUCCUGACAUUUAGCCCACAUCUAUGGUGUUGGAGUAUGGUUGUAUUUGUAUAAAAUGUAAAUCAAGUGUUUACUGCUGAUGAGCUAGAGUGUGUAUUUUCAGUAAUGAAAUAGUUAACAGCAGGCUAGUUUUGACUGACAGCCUGUUGUGAUUACUGUGACCUAUGAGGCUUGAUUUCCGGCCUUUUGAGGGUUGGAACUUCCUCCGGACUGAGGAAUGUUGUUAUCUUAUCUGUGGACUUCGGUGUGAGCUCUCUCGGAGGAUGGACUGAGAACUGAAUGGCUCCAUUGCCGAAGAGACACUGCCAUGUGUCUGGGACUUAUGGCAAUUAUUUGUAUAUAGCUAUGUAAAUAAAGAUUUAUAACCGUUGGAUUUACAA